Cadophora gregata is the source of this 3201-nucleotide messenger RNA. RefSeq lists its product as uncharacterized. Gene Ontology annotation, biological process: regulatory ncRNA-mediated post-transcriptional gene silencing. NCBI's taxonomy places the organism in Eukaryota, Fungi, Ascomycota, Leotiomycetes, Helotiales, Ploettnerulaceae. Gene Ontology annotation, cellular component: cytosol; P granule. The transcript has a single exon. The record is from RefSeq and is a predicted model, not a curated record. The coding region runs from base 1 to 3201 and encodes 1066 amino acids. Gene Ontology annotation, molecular function: helicase activity.
AUGCUGGUGCCACCAUGGAACGAUAAUCAAAGUCAAACGAUGGCAACCCCUCUGUCCCACCAUCCUCGUCCUCACCCCGCCUCAGCCUUGAGACAGAUGCAACCGCAACCAUAUCCUCAUCACCCUAUCGCCCGAAGUGUCCAACUUUCACAAAUACAGAAUAAACCACCAGCAAUUGCAGACCAGCAAGAAUUCCCCUCUUUACCAGGAAGAUCAAAAGCCAUACCGAUCGUACGGCCCCCACCUGACGGAGAUCAUUCCAUCCCCGGCUCGGAUCUCGAGCACCAAUCCAAAUCGUCGCUGUCUCUGAGAGAUCCUCCCGCACAGCGACCUCCAAUCUCUAUAUUGCAAAAUGGAAAGAGUAGUCAAAGUUCAGCUUCACAGCAAAGUACGACAACGCUAGGCAGCAGCCAUGAGCUUAAUGUGUUUGCCCGGCCUUUUGUCUCGGAAGCGCUGUCCGUGAUAAAUGAGCUCAAAGGUCAUGUAAUCGAUACUCAAGGUGUCAAAGAUAUCAAUUUCGAGAUAUAUGUAGGCCGUUGUCUUGGCUGGGAUUUCCUCCCUGCCAUACCUCGACCAAUUCCACCUCCCACAAUCACUCCUACUGCCCUGGCAUCUCUCGAGUUGACCGAUGUAUUGAUGCAUACUACAUACGAGUAUUACUUUCGAGCUCACCUUGAAGCUGAGAUUGCAAGUCAGGGGAAAGAAAAUGAGACCUACGCACUAUUCGGACAUGGAAUCAAGAAACCAAGUUACGAUCCGAACGGCCCCUCGACGACCUUUUCAAUCCUGGUACCAGGUCUGCGAGAGAACAGCCCUUAUAUCGAGGAGGACGACAUUAUCCAACUUCGAGAGCUGAUCUAUGACAAGUACAACAGACUGCUCGGCAUGGAUUCCUGGAUGAAACCAGCAGAUCAACCCCCUGACUACGGACUGGACACGACCUUAGCACGUCGAUACCAGGGUGAUCCAGCACCUGGCUGGACGGGAAUCAUAUACAAUGCUCGAGUGCUGGCUGUUCGACGGAAGGAUAUUACAUUGAUUAUUCGAGUCGGUGGAACUCCUCUCGUACGGGAGUGGGUUCGAUCAUCUUCACGCUUUAACAUCCAAUUCCUGGUCCCGAUGAAGCGAUACCGACCGAUGAAGGAUGUACUGCCUAUUGUUCAGGAAGUCUUGAGACACGCCGACAGAACUAGAUAUCCAUCCAUGAAUGGUGUUAUCACUCAGUCGCUAGCCAAAUCUCUCACUCAGCCCUUAGGUCCUGAACAGAUCAUUGCCCUCCAGAGUCCUCCUAACGCUCCGUGGCUUCAAUCAAUGCUAUUUCCGAUCGAAGCAGACUGCGAUACACAAACGAAGCUCAACUCAUAUCAUUUCAAGCAGCUAUUCUUCGACGAGCAACUUAACCGGGAGCAGAAGAAGGCAAUUGAGAGUAUUUGCUCGCGUAACUAUGGCACCCUUCCGUUCUUGGUAUCUGGGCCUCCUGGUACUGGCAAGACAAAGACGUUGGUGGAAGUCGCUCUUCAGCUUGUCAAACGCUCUGAUGGGGUCUCUCACGUUCUAUUCUGCGCUCCAUCAGAUCCUGCAGCAGACAUGAUUGUUCAGCGGCUUAGGCCCCAUUUCAAUGGGAAUGAACUUCUGCGCCUCAAUCGAUCUUCACGGCCAUUUGCUGAAGUGCCAGGAGGAGUGCUACCAUUCUGCUGUAUAUGUGAAGAUAGAUUCGAUCUUCCCAAAUUCCAGCAGAUCAUGGCUUGUAAAGUAGUUGUAACGACUUGUCGAGAUGCCUCCCUGCUUCUCCAUUCACGCUUGUCUAAUGUCGACCUGAUCGCUGCCGAAUACGGCCUCCGCUGCUCCAUCAAUCCACAUGCUACUCCACCAGCAGUCAUCGAUCUCCACUGGACAGCUCUCCUCAUCGACGAAGCCGCUCAAGCCAUGGAACCAGAAGCUCUCAUCCCCCUCGCCAUCGUCGCACCUCCUCCAGGCUCGGCAAAACUUGCAAUCCAGCCCCUCGUCAUUAUGGCCGGCGACGAACAUCAAUUCGGCCCACGCACAUCUCUCGCUUCAUCUCCCCUCAAGACCUCUCUCUUCGCACGACUUUUUGCUCGACCGGUUUAUUCCGAACACCCACUAUCCAGAGGCAAAUCAGGUGAACGCCAGCCAAAGAUCCUCAAACAAACAAUGCUCCCCAUCGCACGACCCGCAUUCGCAAACCUCAUCCGAAACUACAGAUCCCACCCCGCCAUCCUCGCCGUCCCCUCCUCACGAUUCUACUUCGACACCCUAGAACCCGAAGCCACCAACACAGACUGUCUCGCCUCCUGGUCCGGCUGGCGUCGUCCAAACUGGCCAGUUCUAUUCCACAACAACCCCUCCGAAGAUAGCAUGGACCUCGAGAACGGGGGCUGGUCCAACGCCGGCGAAGCCCACCUCGCAUGCGAGUACGCCUCCCGCCUCGUGAACUCUGGUCUCGUCUCUCAAAAAGACAUAUGCAUCAUGUCGCCCUUCAAAGCGCAAGUCGCGCGCCUGCGUUCCAUUGUUCGGGAUCCUCGCUUUGGGUUGUGGGAUGUGGAUAUUGGACCUACGGAGGCGUUUCAGGGGUUGGAGAGGGAUGUGGUUAUUCUUUGUACGACGAGAUCGAAAAGGAGAUUUGUGGUAGAAGAUGUGCGUGCGGGUCAGGGCAUUGUGGGGAUGAGGAGGAGUAUGAAUGUUGCUUUGACGAGGGCGAGGUUUGGGUUGGUGGUUAUUGGGAGAGGGGAGGUGUUGAUGGAGGAUGAGCAUUGGAGGGCUUUUGUGGGGUUUUGUGGGAGGAAUGGGUUGGUUGUUGGGGAUGGUGUGGAGGUUGGAGAAGGGAGUGGAGGAGAGGAAAGGGGACAGCUGACUAGGUUGGAGAAAGUGCUUUUGGAUCGUGAAGAGCGAGAGAAGGAGCGGGAGUGGGAGUUGGAAAAGGAGCAGGAUAAACAGAAGAAGAAGAGAGCUCUUGGUGUGUAUCCGCAGGAGGAUGAGAUGUGGACACAUGGCGUGCAAGCUGAAUUGGAAGCGGACCUUUUUGAGGGGGGCGACGACGAGGAAGGGGAAGAAGAAACAAUCUACGACCACGCCGCUGAUGACGAUCACGGCACCGAGGAGCACACCAAAACGAGUACGAGUCCUGCUCCGAUGGAGACGGUCGAUGAAGCCGUGAGAUGGGACAGCCGCGAGCCUUGGUGA